Molecule: messenger RNA, 2830 nt
Organism: Cydia pomonella (codling moth)
Lineage: Eukaryota; Metazoa; Arthropoda; Insecta; Lepidoptera; Tortricidae
Product: probable ATP-dependent RNA helicase pitchoune
Exons: 9
Coding region: 163-1710 (515 amino acids)
Biological process (GO): maturation of LSU-rRNA from tricistronic rRNA transcript (SSU-rRNA, 5.8S rRNA, LSU-rRNA)
Cellular component (GO): nucleolus
Molecular function (GO): RNA helicase activity; ATP binding; nucleic acid binding
Source: RefSeq, a predicted model, not a curated record
GGCAGUAUGGCCUAUGGUCUUAGCUUGUCCAGAAGUACGAAAAAAAAGUUAUACAUUACAUGUCAUGUCAAUGUCACUGAAUGGUGCGAAGGUGUUUUCGGAGUUUAUUUAUUUUAUUCUUUAUUAAAUUAUUUUGUGUGACCAAAGUGCAUUGUAUUAAGCAUGGAAAUUGAAGAUAUUAUCAAGGGAUCUACUUUUUCAAUGUUAAAAGGCAAAGUUAGUGAUCAAUUAUUAGAAAAUUUGAAACUUAUGGGGCUUUCAAAACCAACUCCAAUUCAAGCUGAAUCACUUCCAUAUAUUUUAUUAGCUAAAGAUAUUAUUGGCACGGCAAAAACUGGGAGUGGUAAAACCUUGGCAUUCUUAAUCCCUGUGAUUGAAAGAUUAAUUCAACUUAGAUUUUCCAGCAAACAUGGCACAGGCUGCAUUAUUCUAACACCAACCAGGGAGUUAGCGCUGCAAAUACAUCAAGUAUUGAAGAAAUUACUUGUUAAUAUUAACCUAACAUACUCUUUAAUUGUUGGGGGAGAGAAAAAGGCUAAAGAUUUGUUAGUAUUGAAAAAAGGGAUUAAUAUUGUUGUCAGCACUCCUGGGCGUCUGUUGGACCAUCUACAGAGUACUAAAUGUUUUAAUGUGAACAAUUUAAAAUGCCUUGUUGUGGAUGAGGCGGACAAGCUGCUUGAAGCUGGCUUUGAGAAACACAUCACAGGGAUAGUUAAUCUGCUUCCAAGAAACAGGCAAACUUUACUGUUUAGUGCUACUCUGGACAGGAAUGUGAAGAAUCUGGCAAGGUUAGCUUUGAGGGAAGAUCCGGUGGUAAUAUCAACAAGUGACCAAUCACAGUCCACUGUCACUGGUCUAAAGCAAGGGUAUUACAUAGCUCCUGUAGAACAGAAGCUCUCAUGGCUAUACAAAAUGCUUCGAAAAAGCAAGAAGCUAAAGGUCAUGGUGUUCUUUUCAUCAUGCAAAUCAGUAGACUUCCAUUAUGAAUUCUUUAGGAAUCAUUGUAAAGCUUCAGUUUUAAGCAUACAUGGCCGGCAAAGCCAAGCUAGAAGGAAGGAAGCGUAUCAAAACUUUGUCGAAGCUACAAGUGGAGCCCUAUUUUGCACUGAUGUCGCGGCCAGAGGAUUGGAUAUACCGAGCGUCGACUGGAUCGUGCAGUAUGACCCUCCUACAGACCCUAAGGAAUAUAUUCACAGGGUUGGACGGACAGCAAGAGGCCAAUAUAACACCGGAAAUGCCGUUAUAUUAUUAAGGCCAGAGGAAGAAGAAUUCAUAAGUUUUUUAAAAACUGAAAAGGUGUAUUUAGAUAAAUACAGUUUUGAGAACCCAUCUGAUGAUGUUCAAAGAAUGCUUGAAGAUUUAAUACUCAAGAACGGUGUAAUGAAACUCUUAGCAAGGAAGGCAUAUCUCUCUUUUCUGAGGUGCUAUAAAGGCCAUCCAUUGAAGAAGAUAUUCAACAUUAAUACGUUGGAUAUCAAUUUAGCAGCCAAAGCCUUUGGAUUUUUGGAAACACCACACAACGAUUUCUGUAUCCUUUUAUACACUUUACCAUCUUAUCGUUUUGGUUCCGUAUCAAAAAAAGUACGGGUCAUGUUUGACCGCGCGGACAACGCUGGCCACGACCAUCUUCGGGACAUCGCGCCGCACCACAACACCAGACCUCCGGAGAGGUGGGCUUGGGACUUGCCCCGAUCCCUCCUACACCAGUAGCAGAGCAAGCACAACACACUUCGGACACAGCCUCACCAGCACGCCGCACACGCCAGCUAAGCUACCGGUCGCUUUCACCGCGGCCCCGAAACCUGGCCCCGCUCAAACGGUAUCACCAGGCUAGGGGUCGUGGGGUUGGAUAUCGACCGGUAGCGAAGAGCUGGCACACCAGCCACACACACCGUCCCCCAAAUGACGGCCAUUUGACCUCCCCACCGGUCGGUGGGGAGCGACCCGCGACAGCCGCCGUAGCUGGAAGGCGGAAGCGGCCCCUCAUCUCAUACCCCCCUGACGGGGGGUAUCGACAGACAUCCAGUCAAAAAAGUACAAAAGGAAGGAAGGAAGGGUCUGUCUGUCACAUCGCUAAAUAUCUCGAGAACCACUUAAGCUAUGGAUUUGAAAUUUGAAACGGACACAUUGAAAGUAUUAUUUUAUUUUCUAUUUUUAAUAGCUAUUUGCAAAUGAAGAUUUAUGAUUAUGGGAAAUGCCCAAUAUGAAGAGGGGGCAAAAUUGCAAAGUCUAGUGACUAGGUCGGGUAUCAUUUGAAAGAGCUGAAAUUGACCAUUCCUAAACAAUUAUUUAUUAUUUUUUAGUAGUGGAAAAAAAAUAUUGAUGAAGUAAAAUGUGAAAAACACCUAUGUUCGAUGGUCUGCUCUUCCUCUCCGCAUUCGCAAAGUGGGGAAGCCGUCCAUCCCCAUUUGUGUGUGGCUGAAUUGCAGCGGCCAUGUCCGGUUCUCGGCCUGUUCAGGCGGCACCAGAUUUUCUGAGGAAGGUCGAACCCUUUUGAUUUUUGAGUCGGGUCGGAUAUAUGGCUGUUCUGUGUUGCCUAAGCAGACCAAUCCGCUUUCCACCUAUCCGAAAUGUUAAAGCUGCUCAGACUUUCAGCUUCAGUGCAGGGUGGAUUCCGGGAUUUUAAUCGCCGAGGGGGUGGGCAGGCAUUACAGGGUUGUUCGUGAUCUUCUCAGCCUCCCUCUUUAACGCCUUGAGUCGUCGGAGGUGAGCAGGGGCAAUGUGACUCAAUGCCGGCAGCCAGUGGACGGGUGUAGAUCGGAUAGUGCCAGAGAUGCAACGAACGCAUGGUCUCGUUAAGCUUAACGUCCAAUAUAUAGGUAUGUGCACU